Cladophialophora immunda is the source of this 1540-nucleotide messenger RNA. RefSeq lists its product as uncharacterized. Bases 453 to 1442 code for a protein of 329 amino acids. The record is from RefSeq and is a predicted model, not a curated record. NCBI's taxonomy places the organism in Eukaryota, Fungi, Ascomycota, Eurotiomycetes, Chaetothyriales, Herpotrichiellaceae. Gene Ontology annotation, molecular function: oxidoreductase activity. The transcript has 2 exons.
AGCCUUUGUCAGCUUUUCCAUCAACUCAAUUACAGACAACUCCCCCGUUCAUGCCAUGAUUGCGUCAAUGCCGCCCUGCGAGGGGCAGCCUUGCUGAUGGAACGUACUCUUAAUCCAGCAACUCACAGCUUCCCGGCGCGUCCUGGGCUGGCAUUCGACGAACUUAAACCACUUGUCAUCGCGUCGGAUACUAGCCGCUGCCUCUACUUCGCUGCCAUUGAGAUGCGCUUGUGACGAAAAAGGUAACACCUCAUCCUUGCUCGUGCAUCUGUGUUCGUAUUCAACGGUCCCAAGCCUUGCAGUUCGGAGAGCAGAACGUUCAACAAGCAAUGAUGUUGACAGAAUGCCCUUGGAGAAAAAAAUCGAGCCCCGGUACAUCCAAAGACUGACAAUAGCACAAUAUAAAAUCACUUCACGAAUCUACCUACUCUUACACCUUUUACCUCUCAGCCAUGUCCAACCAAGAAACAAUGCAAGCCAUCGUCAUCACUGCCUUCGGAGGGCCAGAAGUUUUACAACACAAGACCGUCCCUAAACCCACACCAACGUCGGGCGAGGUGCUCGUGCACGUCAAAGCAUUCGGCCUGAACCAUGCCGAAAUGCACAUGCGCAAGGGCGAAUGGGACGAAUGGAAUCCCAUCUCCGGGCUCGAAUGCGUGGGCACUGUCGAGGCCGAUCCCUCGGGCAAGUUCCAGAAGGGCGACAAAGUGGUCGGGGUGAUGGGCGGGAUGGGCCGAAACCGACCCGGCGGAUAUGGCGAAUUCGUCAACGUCCCCCUCGCGAACGUGGUGAAAAUCAAGACCAACCUGCCUUGGGAACAACUCGCCGCGCUGCCCGAGGUGUAUUCCACGGCGUAUUCGUGCCUCUUCACCGUCCUUGACCUGCACGAGGGCGAGAGGAUCCUGAUCCGCGGCGCGACAAGCACGAUCGGCCAAGCGGCCGUGCACCUCGCCGUGAACGCGGGGGCCAAAGUCACGGCAACCACGAGGCGGCGGGAGCGGUUCGAGAUGCUGAAGAAGAUGGGUGUCGAGGACGCGAUUCUCGAGGAGAACCCGCUCAGCCCGCGAUUCGUCCCCGACCGCAAAUUCGACAAGACGCUCAAUCUGAUCGGCAACGUCGCCCUUCUCGACUCCAUCCGCCUCACGCGCCCCGGCGGCCGGAUGCUCCAGGCAGGGUGGCUCGGCGGCCUCGCGCCGGUCAAGGACUUCAACCCGAUGGUCGAGAUGGACUCCGGCGUGCACUUCAGCCUGUUCCACAGCAAGGUGGUCGGCACGGAGGAUUUCCCGCUGGAGAAGAUCCCCUUGCAGGAGAUCGCGGACAAGAUCGAGCGGGGCGCGUGGGAUGCGAAGCCGACGUACGUGUUCGACUACAAGGACAUCCAGAAGGCGCACGAGUUGUUGGAAAGCCACAACGCGGGCGGCAAGAUUGUGAUUAAGCGUUGAGACAAUCCUACCUCUGUCCCAAAAGAUGAACCAGAACUUCUCACGCGGAUAAGGACAUAGCGUUAAGUAAUAAGUGAAUACAGACACAUGAUUCGAUA